CGUUAACUUCUCUUGUAUUCCCAAAGACAUCAGUCACGACCCCUUAUCUUAUCGCUGUUACACAGCAAAAGGAAGAGUACGAGACUCAGAAAGAUGACCCUUUUCCAGGUGCUAGAGUGACCCUUCAAGAUUACCAAUGGCUGCCGCAUUCUGCAACCUAAACCCAGGGUCUGGUCUGAAGAAACUAAAUGAAUACCACCUGUAUCAGAGUUACAUGACAAGGUAUUUUCUGGACUCCAAAAGAUCAUCAUGUUUCUUCCACAAUGGAAGAAAACUUUUCCAAAGCACUUACAGAAGACAAUUAAAAUUCAAAAAAGGGCACCAAUCUCGACGAGUAAUUUUGGAUAGUAAAGCAGACUAUUCUGGCACUACCAAUGAAGAGGAAAAAGAAGAUGCUGUUUCUAAGGCAACCUUGAUAUGGAGGGCAGCUAAAUUACCAAUAUACUCUGUUGCUUUGGUUCCUCUCACAGUAGGCAGUGCAGCUGCUUAUUUUCAGACAGGUGUCUGCUCAGCAAGGCGUUAUUUUGUUCUCUUGGCUUCCUCAGCUCUUAUUAUCACAUGGCUUAAUUUAAGCAAUGACGUUUAUGAUUAUGAUACUGGAGCAGAUAAGAACAAAAAAGAAUCUGUUGUAAACAUAGUUGGCAGCCGUACAGGAACCUUUAUUGCUGCUUAUCUAUUUCUUGCACUCGGAUUCAUGGGGCUGACUUGGGCAUCUGUGGAGGCUGGAAAUAUGCGUUCAAUAAUAUUACUGGCAUGUGCAAUUAUUUGUGGUUAUAUAUAUCAGUGCCCACCAUUUAGGUUAAGCUACCAAGGAUUGGGAGAGCCCCUGUGCUUUGCAGCAUUUGGCCCAUUUGCUAGUACUGCUUUUUACCUAAUGCAGGGGAGCACAAGUGAGAUGAAUUAUCUGCCCUUAGGUGACACAAUUCUUUCUGCAUCAGUCCUUGUUGGCUUCACAACAGCCCUAAUCCUUUUCUGUAGUCACUUUCAUCAGGUGGAAGGAGACAGGGCUGUAGGAAAAAUGUCCCCUCUGGUAAGGCUUGGCACCAAAGGAGGUUCAAGGGUAGUGAAGGUGGCUGUCAUAGCACUUUACUUCUUUUUGUUUGCUUUUGGUCUAAUCAAGGCCCUCCCUUUUACUUGCAUUAUUCUCUGUGCUUUGACAUUGCCCAUGGGAAACGUGGUCGUUAGAUAUGUCGAAGAUAACCACAAGGACAAACAAAAGAUCUUCAUGGCUAAGUACUACUGUGUGAGAUUGCACGCAUUAUUUGGAGCUGCAUUGGCUGCUGGACUGGUGGUGUCUAGAAUGGUCACUAAAGGAUAUGUUCCAAGGCUUAUCUUCUCUUGAGGCCUCGAGAACAUGAUAAACUAAAGUCCCAUUGUGUUAUGAUAGGAUUAGAAUUUGUGUCGAAUUAGAAUUUUAGUUAAUAAGGGUUAUUAGUUAUCAAUUAGGAUUAAGAUUUGUUUAUUUAAAAUUAAGUUUAUCAUUAGUUGAGUAUUAUCUA
Messenger RNA from Alnus glutinosa, 1499 nucleotides. RefSeq names its product 2-carboxy-1,4-naphthoquinone phytyltransferase, chloroplastic. Gene Ontology annotation, molecular function: prenyltransferase activity. Gene Ontology annotation, cellular component: membrane. The coding region runs from base 137 to 1342 and encodes 401 amino acids. Gene Ontology annotation, biological process: phylloquinone biosynthetic process. The record is from RefSeq and is a predicted model, not a curated record. The transcript is spliced from 12 exons. NCBI's taxonomy places the organism in Eukaryota, Viridiplantae, Streptophyta, Magnoliopsida, Fagales, Betulaceae.